Messenger RNA from Vicia villosa (hairy vetch), 1899 nucleotides. Its product is annotated as putative pentatricopeptide repeat-containing protein At1g16830. NCBI's taxonomy places the organism in Eukaryota, Viridiplantae, Streptophyta, Magnoliopsida, Fabales, Fabaceae. The coding region runs from base 1 to 1899 and encodes 632 amino acids. Gene Ontology annotation, molecular function: protein binding. The record is from RefSeq and is a predicted model, not a curated record. The transcript has a single exon.
AUGAUAACAACUCAAACAAACUCUCUCCAAAUCCCUAUCACCACCACCACCACAACCAAUCCAAACAACAACACCGUUUCAAAAAUUUCAAAUAUCAAUAGCCAGAUCAUAAAAUCGAAUUCCUCCGAUUUAAUCACCCUCGGCAGUUUCCUCCGCUCCUCGAAUCAACCUCGCCACGACUCGCUCGACUUCAAUCGAAUUCUCCCGGUUCUCAGCCGCCUAAUCGACCGUUACGAAACCCCCGAAACAAUUCUCUCUGAGUUAGAGUCAAUUGGUUGUAUUAAUCUUUCUAACUCAAACAGAAACCCUAAUCCUUUACUACUCUUGUUGAGGAUUUUCUCUCGUGCAGGUAAUUAUACCAUGCUCAUUGAAACUUGUCUGCACAUGGUAGAAUUUCAUGGUUUUGCGAUUUUUCGGAAUACAUUUGCUUCGAAUUUAGUUAUGGAGUCUAUGUUUAAAACCUCUCAACCCGAACGGGCGUUUUACAUUAUGGAAAAUACGAAGUUCCCGAAUUUUCUUACUUUCAACAUUGCACUUUUCCACCUUUCCAAUUUAAAUGACAUUGCCAGUGUUUCGCAUGUUCUUAGACAGAUGUUGAGAUUGCGUUAUUGUCCUAAUCAUGCUACUUUUAGUGCGGUUGUGAAUUCGUUUUGUAAAAUGAAUGCGUUUCGGCAGGUUUAUCAGAUAUUGGGUCUGAUGGUUGGUCUAGAGAUUGAGUUUUCUGUUAAUGUUUGGACUGUACUCAUUCAUAGGUUCUGUAAAUUGCGUAGGCUAGAUGUUGCUACCAAUUUGUUGUACAAAAUGAUCAGAACCGGUUGUUCUCCUAAUGUUGUCACGUAUACCGCUUUAAUUAAGGCAUUUAUGGAAUCCAAUAUGGUGACUUCUGCCUUACAUUUGUUUAAUGACAUGGUUUCUACUGGCGUAGAUCCCGAUUUAGUUCUUUUUAAUAUGUUAAUUGAUUGUCUUUUGAAGUCCGGAAUGCAUGAUGAUGCAAUUGAAGUUUUUCACCGGUUGUCGGAACAAAAAAAUAUGACACCUGAUUUGUAUACCCUUACUUCAUUGUUGUCUAUAGUUUGUCGGUCUGAACGGUUUGAUCUCUUACCCAAAAUAGUUCGAGCUUGCGGACAUAUAGGUGGUGAUUUAGUGUUCUGCAAUGCUGUUUUAAGCUCUUUUAUUAAGUCAGGCCGUUCUUCUUGUGCUCUUGAAUACUAUGAAGAUAUGAUUGUUAAAGGUUUUAAGCCGGAUAAAUAUAGUAUUGCUGGGCUACUAAGUGCACUUUGUGCUGAGAGAAGAAUUGAUGAAGCAGUUAAUGUGUAUCGAGGUAGUGCUAUGAUGUAUCAUGCGAAUGACGCUCUCAUCCAUACUGUGUUAACGAGUGGGCUUAUAAAUGCUGGUCAGUAUCACUUGGCUGCCAUUGUUUUUAGAUCAGCGGCAGUUCAGAAAUGUCCGCUUGACAGUGAAGCAUAUGCUGUUGGCAUCCGAGCACAUCUUAGAAGUGGUUUAACUCUAGAGGCCAACACAUUGUUUGACCAGAUGAAGGACAAUGGUCUGGAACCUAAUGUUCAGACGUUUAAUAUGAUUCUUUUCAGUUCAUUUAAAGAAAAAAAUCUUCAAAAGAUUCAACUGUUACUGAAAGAGAUGAUUGAUUCAAGGAUUGAGUUGGGUGACAGAAAUUUCUUCAACUUGUGUAAAUUACAAUGUAGUUGGAAUUUGUUGGCUGAAAUGAGAGAUUUGGGUUUAUUAUCUGCUAAGGUAUUGCAUACCUUAAGCUGUGGCAGGCAUCCUGAAAGUGUAAAGGAAAAUUAUAAACACUGUGCUGAAGUUGAUACCGGAUGCAAACUAGUUCUGGAUUCAUCCAUUUCUGAAGAUAUGUCAGAUGUAGCUGUGUCAGUUGGUUGA